Molecule: messenger RNA, 345 nt
Organism: Penicillium psychrosexuale
Lineage: Eukaryota; Fungi; Ascomycota; Eurotiomycetes; Eurotiales; Aspergillaceae
Exons: 1
Coding region: 1-345 (114 amino acids)
Source: RefSeq, a predicted model, not a curated record
AUGUCGCAGUUUACCAUAUGUCCAAAGGAGAUUGGAGCAGAUGUACCGGAUAAAGGUCCGGAGAAAGGCCUGGAGAAGACCUGGAGAAGGCCCAGAGCAAAGGCCGGAGAAAGGCUCAUCAUUGCACACCCCGCAUGCCAACCCACAGUGGUUGUCCGUGCUUUCCGCAGCAGGUCAGGCUCUGACUGGAUGCCUAUCAACAAGCUCACCUUGGCAAAGACCACUAUUGGUCGCCCCCACAUACUUCUGGGAGUCACUGGAUCACGCCCUUCAACGCCAAGCUUCCCCGCAUUUCUUGGCUAUUGGAACGUAGACGCCAAGACUGGGGUAAACAAUGGCAUCUGA